CAUUGGGUCGCCACGAUGAACAGCUGCUGCUUUAUCUGUGUAUUCGCUGUGCUGAUAAACAAAGUGUGUCUGCAGCUCACAGUAGAGGCUGUUAUUGGUGGUUCUGUUGUCCUGCCGUGUUCCUCAGCUGAACAUAGUAAAAUAGACAUUGAUGUGAGCUGGAGACACAAUGGCAGCAAAAUUGUAUUUGAUAUAAUUCCACACAGUAAUUCACCAGUGACACAGGAUCCAGAGUACAAGAACAGAACUGAAACUUUCCCUCAGGAGUAUCUGAGAGGAAACUUCUCCAUCAAACUCAACCAUCUUCAACACACUGAUGCAGGACAAUACAUUUGCUAUAUCACACACUCAUCUAAAUAUCAGACUGUACAGCUGAUCAUCAAUGGAUCAAUAUCCACUGAACAAGGAGAAACAGAACAGGACAGAAUGGUGCCAUCACUGCCUGUACUCUUGGUUUGCAUUAUAUUACCUGUGUUAUUGAUAUUGGUUGUUAUUUUCAUUGUAGUUUUCUUGAAAAAAAAGUGCUCAAGCAGCCAGAGGCCAGCUGGAAACGGCGUGGGUUCGGCCACUCCUGAGGUUGUGAGCCAUUCUGCACAAUAUGAACCAGUAAAGGUUGAUAAUCAUGACGAAGCAGUUGUUUUCUUGAAAAAAAAGUGCUCAAGCAGCCAGAGGCCAGCUGGAAACGGCGUGGGUUCGGCCACUCCUGAGGUUGUGAGCCCUUCUGCACAAUAUGAACCAGUAAAGGUUGAUAAUCAUGACGAAGCAAUCGAGAAGCAGCUCCACCUGCUGGUCAGUUCUUCGAACUGCAAAGCACUCUAUAAAGUAGCCCUGUGUUGCGCGGAAGAGGAAGGAGAGAUGGUCCCAGGCGUGGAUGCAACAGAAGUGGAACUCUACGACUUCAUCGCUGAUUUCAUGCAAGGAGAACAACUGCAGAGUCUAGAGGACCAAGGAAUGGCCCGCUUGCUCACCCUUCAUGACCUCGUUCGUGAGUUGACUGCUACGGAACAAGGUUUCGCUUCCAACGUCGAAGAAAACGAAGUGACUGUGGGACUGGUAUCAUAA
Molecule: messenger RNA, 1062 nt
Organism: Sinocyclocheilus grahami
Lineage: Eukaryota; Metazoa; Chordata; Actinopteri; Cypriniformes; Cyprinidae
Exons: 7
Coding region: 16-1062 (348 amino acids)
Biological process (GO): cell surface receptor signaling pathway; T cell costimulation; immune response
Cellular component (GO): external side of plasma membrane
Source: RefSeq, a predicted model, not a curated record